AUGCGCAGCCACUGUCACUCUCGGACUCGCGCUACCAUCCAGACAGCACUCGCUCGACGUUUCGUCCCUCCCAGCGCUCCACACGGGUCUCGUUCUCGUUUUGGUGUCUCAUCACAUCACCACCCCGGCAAUCGUCCUCUCCUUAUCAAUCACCCCCAGGUCUCCCCAGCCGAAGUGGCAGUCUUCCUCGCAGGACGUGCACCAUCGCCAGCAGCAGGAGCAACAAAUCCUGCCUUCUUCCCUCCGAGUCGGCAUUUCACCACAAAAACAUCAUCUAUAAUCACCGCAAUGCCUUCUUCCCCAGGAGAAGGACAGGAGGAGCGGCAGCAGGCCAUCUCCGGAGAGGAGUGGGAGGACGCCUCCCCCGCCCAAAAGAUCAAGUGGCUCCUCGGUCCUGAGGGGUCCAAAUGGGGAUGGGUGGUUUACCGAACCUGCUACAAGCCCGAGCUAGACGCCCCGUGGGAGAUGCUGCAGCGGAUCAUCGUUGCGAAUUGCAAGGACGAGGUUGGCGAUGACCCGGAGGUGCUUGACAAGAUGGAUUGGCGGUUUGUUUCCGACCCCACGACCCUCGACGGUGCGGAUCGAGAUCAACUGAGGGGGAAGUUCAAAACCUUCGUAGAGGGUGAAGACCCAGGGGUGGUGGUGGCAAAAGACGGCGGGUUGGGUACGAAAGGGUCGAGGUAUGAGGUCUUUUUGGAGGCUGAUGAACAGGCGCUGUUGAGUUGCUUGGGAAUGGAUUCAGGUAAGGGGGGUGAUUAUGGAGCGUAUGUGAACGUUGUGAGAGGGUGGGUGGACAGUCGCAUGAUGCCUCCGGAGGAUGCUAGCGCAGAGGAGAGAGAAGAGUGGGAUUUGGACGAUUGGAUGAGGAUCAGUGUGGGCAUGGUUGGGCCGGCGAGUUGGGUGGAGAUGGACAAUCCCGACAAUUGGUAUAUAUAUUGGACGAAGCCAGAGUCUGGGAGGGUGUGGGCAUCUUGA
Molecule: messenger RNA, 975 nt
Organism: Podospora pseudopauciseta
Lineage: Eukaryota; Fungi; Ascomycota; Sordariomycetes; Sordariales; Podosporaceae
Exons: 1
Coding region: 1-975 (324 amino acids)
Source: RefSeq, a predicted model, not a curated record